Molecule: messenger RNA, 1602 nt
Organism: Condylura cristata (star-nosed mole)
Lineage: Eukaryota; Metazoa; Chordata; Mammalia; Eulipotyphla; Talpidae
Gene: CCDC86
Product: coiled-coil domain containing 86
Exons: 4
Coding region: 49-1134 (361 amino acids)
Cellular component (GO): nucleolus
Source: RefSeq, a predicted model, not a curated record
GUCGGAGGCUGCACGUGGGCUAAGAUUUGGGAACUUUCCGGCCCAGCCAUGGACACCCCGCGGAGGCGCAGCCGGCGGCUGGAAGGACUAAAGCCUGAAUCCCCCGAGAAGUCCACCUCAGUCUCACGAGCGAGACGGGCCCUGGUGGAGGUCGAGUCGAACCCAGAAGAACCGAGGGAGCCUGGGUCUCUUCAGAGUGUUCUGCAGCCCAUCCUGGAGUCCCCCGAACAGCAGCUGGAGACAAACCCGGGAUCACCCAGACUACGGCAGGAUGCUGGCUUGGAGUCCCCCCGAAGGCAGCCAGAGCCGGACCCAGAGUGCCCCCAGGAUCAGCAAGAUGCUGGCGUGCGCUCGCCCCCGAGACAGCUAGAGCCAAAUCCAGAAUCCCCCCCCCUUCAGCCAAAGCCAAAUGGAGAACCACCCGAGCCCUCCCUGGGCCAAGAAGAACCGAGCGCGGAGUUGAUCCAGAGUGAGGAGGAGCUGGCUCCCAGUUGCCCCCGACUUCAGCCGCAGCCGGGCCCAGGAUCUCCAGAGCCUUACCCCGGUCAGCAAGCACCGGGUCCCGAGCCCUCGCGGCCGCUGCAGGAACUGACACCCCAGUCACCAGGCUCCCCUCCGAGUCAGCACGAGCCCAGUAAGCCACCCUCGACCGGGGUCACGUUGACAGAUGGCCCCGGAGCAAAGAAGCGGAAAGGCUCUUUGACACUGGCCCCCUCAUCCAAGAAAUUGAAAAAGGAGGAGGUUCCUCUAAUCCCGAAGGGGAAGCCCAAGUCCGGGAGAGUGUGGAAGGACCGCUCCAAGAAGAGGUUCUCCCAGAUGGUUCAGGAUAAGCCCCUGCGCUCUACCUGGCAGCGGAAGAUGCAGGAUCGGCAGGAGAAGAAGCAGGCCAAGGACUUUGCCCGGCAUCUGGAGGAGGAGAAGGCGAGGCGCCGGCAGGAGAAGAAAGAACGCCGGGCCGAGAACCUGCGGCGGCGCCUGGAGAAUGAGCGCAAGGCAGAAGUCGUCCAAGUGAUCCGGAAUCCAGCCAAGAUCAAGCGGGCGAAGAAGAAGCAGCUGCGCUCCAUUGAGAAGCGGGACACCCUGGCCCUGCUGCAGAAGCAGCCGCCCCAGCAGCCCGCGGCAGCCAAGAGCUGAGCUCGGCGCCCCGGGCCUUCGGUGCCAGCCACCCCAGCUGUCAGACCCGGCUCCCCAGCACUGGCAGCAAGACAAGCACCCCACCCCAGGUGGGGCUCAGAGCCUUUGACGGCUUUGGGCAGGUCUCCGGGACAGGCCCAGAGGGAAGCCUGGGGCCCGGCAGCAGCUGGAGGAGGAAGGGCGUCGGGCUCCCUUCCUCUGCCCGGCCAAAACGCCCAUCUCCCCUCCUCCAAGUGCCUCCAAGCCAAGAGGUAUAAAUUCUGGUUCUUCAGAGAGCUGGUGGCUAGAGAGGGACCCCCCACCCCCAAAUAUGGAUGAUCUGUCUUCAGGUCCUGGGUCCACCCAGGCCAGCAGUCAGGAAUCCAGGUCCCCACUCGCUGCCUCUGCACCCCACUGACCCUGACACCCAGGAAACUGUUCAGUUUCACCCCACGUGUCAACACGGAGGAUUAAAACAGAUGGUUGCUG